This is a messenger RNA of Entrophospora candida, 735 nucleotides long. Lineage: Eukaryota; Fungi; Glomeromycota; Glomeromycetes; Entrophosporales; Entrophosporaceae. The record is from the annotation of a GenBank genome assembly.
AUGUCGGAUAGAUAUAGUUUUUCAUUAACAACUUUUUCACCUUCGGGCAAGCUUGUUCAAAUCGAGUAUGCAUUGAAUGCGGUUGCUCAAGGUGUAACAAGCAUUGGUAUUAAAGCUACAAAUGGUGUUGUUGUUGCUACUGAGAAAAAAACAGCUUCACCAUUGAUUGAUGAUUCAUCACUUGAAAAAGUUGCAAAUGUUUGUCCAAAUAUUGGUAUUGUUUAUUCUGGAAUGGGACCAGACUUUAGAGUACUAUUGACAAAGGCAAGAAAGGCAGCUCAAAAAUAUAAAAGAAUAUAUAACGAGUAUCCACCAACAGGAAUAUUGGUUAAAGAAGUUGCUAGUGUAAUGCAAGAAUUUACUCAAAGUGGUGGUGUACGUCCAUUUGGUGUAUCUCUUCUUAUUGUGGGUUAUGAUGAAACUGGUCCAGCAUUAUAUCAAGUAGAUCCUUCAGGAUCAUACUGGGCAUGGAAAGCAUCUGCUAUUGGAAAAAAUAUGGUUAAUGCAAAAACUUUCUUGGAAAAACGAUAUAAUGAUGAUAUUGGAUUGGAAGAUGCAGUUCAUACUUCAAUUUUAACAUUAAAAGAAGGAUUUGAAGGACAAAUGACUGAAAAUUCUAUUGAAAUUGGAAUUAUUGGUGGUGAUACAACAGGAUUUAUGGAAGGCAAGGAACAACCAUUAUUUAGAAAAUUGUCUCCUUCAGAAGUUAAAGAUUAUUUGGCUAAUAUAGCUUAA